AUGUACUUACAAUGUAACGAGCUCUAGAGAGAGAUCCACGGCCCCGCUCCUGCCGAUGGUUAUCAACACCUAGAACUUUUCAGAAGCCAACGAGGAGGCGUGGCGUCUGCUCAAUCUGGAGAAAGGCGGAGUUGGACAGACGAGGAGCGCAGUUGUGGGCGGAAUUUCCAUGUGUGAAAAGCUGCAGUGCGGCAUGUCCGUUGGCUACGGCGCCAAUCCCGACGAGCGCGGAGAUACUACGCUUGAUGCCUUGCUUAUGGAUGGAGGCACCAUGGAGGUGGGUGCAGUGGCGGAUCUGCGCCGGAUCAAAAGUGCCAUCAAGGUGGCGCAGCAUGUCUUGGAGCACACGCUACACACUCUUCUAGUUGGUGACGGGGCCGACGAUUCCGGCAUUGCCAUGGGAUUCCAGAACGAAUCACUGAAUUCCGACGAAAACAUAGCAAUUUUGCAAAAUUGGACGGCGCACAACUGUCAGCCAAACUUUUGGCGAAAUGUCUACCCCGAUCCGAGGACCUCCUGCGGUCCAUACAAGCCCUUAACCACAUGGGAUGCGAAUGCCACGCAAUCGGAGCGGAUCGAGAUCGGUCCCGAUAACCACGACACCAUCACCAUGGCCGCCAUCGAUGAGGAGGGCUUCAUCCACGUGGGCACCUCCACCAACGGACUACGCCACACGAUGCCUGGACGUGUUGGGGACGCUUCGAUACCCGGCUCCGCUGCCUAUGCGGAUAACGAAGUGGGCGCCGCUGUGACCACUGGCGAUGGAGACAUCCUCAUGCGCUUCCUGCCCUCUCUUCUUGCGGUGGAGGCCAUGCGGGCGGGCAAAACGCCGGCGGAGGCAGUUGAGUUGGUCAUUCAGCGAAUCCGAAAGCACCAAACAUUUUUUGAUGUCGCCAUAAUCGCUGUAAACCGGCUGGGAACGUACGCAGUCAAGUGCCAAGGUAGUGUCAUGGCUAGGUAUAAUGGCGAAUUCGGCGACAUGGUCAGUAGUCCGGGACAACCGGUGCGCACGGAGUCGGUUCCAUGCACAACGGACCAUGAGAAAACACCGUCCGAAGCCGACAGGCAAGUUAUCUGGUAAUGUUUCCUAAUUUUGUAAAAUAAUAAAACUAGCAACUUUUAUGCAUUUCUCAA
Molecule: messenger RNA, 1134 nt
Organism: Drosophila yakuba
Lineage: Eukaryota; Metazoa; Arthropoda; Insecta; Diptera; Drosophilidae
Product: putative N(4)-(beta-N-acetylglucosaminyl)-L-asparaginase GM21137
Exons: 1
Biological process (GO): protein deglycosylation
Cellular component (GO): lysosome
Molecular function (GO): N4-(beta-N-acetylglucosaminyl)-L-asparaginase activity
Source: RefSeq, a predicted model, not a curated record